AUGUCCGCCAUUAAAGACCAGUCUGUUAUUUCCGUCGCCGAGAUCGACACUAACACUGAUGCUCGAGACAUCACCACCCGCGCUGUGAACGCAGCCGUUGAAGUCUUUACCAUCGACGAGGGUCAUGCCUGUGUCCCCAACGACCGAUGCCCCCUCGAGGCCCUCUUCUCGGCCCUGAGCAAAAUCUCCGCCACCUUCAACCUCACCGUUGACCCGGAGGUGGACCUCAACAGCCGGGAAACCCUCCACCGCAUCCUCCAGGCCAUCUUCGACACUGAUACCCAGGGCUUCCUGGAGCAGGAGACGUCGGAGAUCUUCGCCCACCUCAGCUCGACCCAGAAGGACCGCAUCCUGGCCCAGGCCAUCGCCACCACCACCAUCAUCUUCCAGCGCCUCGCUGAGACGGGCCGCCCCAUCACAAAGGGCCUCCUCAACCGCGAGGCCCAGCUCUUUGCCGAGAGCGACCAGCGGACUCUGAUGCAAGAUUCCAUCGAGGAGAGCACCGUCUUCGCGCGAUGCGACCACAAGAGUGAGCUUACCAAGGCCAUCACAGACGCCAUGGAGGCUGAGGAGUCUCCCUCGACACCGCAGCCCUUGGUGGCAGACGACAAGGAGGACUUUAUGUUUUCGCCCAAUGCUGGGCACGAGCGCCCCAAGAACAUGGGACUGCCAUUCGGGUUUACCAUCAUGUCGAUCAACUAA
Molecule: messenger RNA, 702 nt
Organism: Ilyonectria robusta
Lineage: Eukaryota; Fungi; Ascomycota; Sordariomycetes; Hypocreales; Nectriaceae
Exons: 2
Coding region: 1-702 (233 amino acids)
Source: RefSeq, a predicted model, not a curated record